CCCCGCCUCCAUCGCGCUUUGCCCCGAAUCGCCGGCAAAGGAGGCAGGAAACCUACGAAUCAUCGCCCCUCUCCGUCGUCGCUCGACCGAGUGGCGGCGGUCCCGAACCUCGGCGGAGAAACGCCGCGGCGGCGCCAUAUUACGCGUGGCCUCGCGCGGCUCGCGCCAUUGUGUUCGGCGAAAGCGUCCCUGGUUCGUCGUCGUCGUCCUCGUCGUCUACGUCGUUGUCGUGGUGCCACGCUGCCAGAGACCGGGAGGAGGAGAUUAUGGCGAACGACUCCGACAGAUCGGCCGAGCUCAGCAGACGUUGCGACGAGGAGUACCAGAUGCAGCUGUUCGGGAUGCACUCGAGGACCGUUUCCGUAGCCAUAAACCAGAAGAUAAAAGAAAAUGUGGAUACUCGAUGCGAGAAGAUACAUGCUUCGAUUGAAAAAAAAUACAAUCCAGAUGUCAAAGGAAAGGAAAUUCUGAAUAACAAUAUUAAACAAUUAAGAAAAACUUAUCUACAAAAUAUGCAACCACAUUUGAUAACCAUACAGAAUAUUGUCGAUAAAUUCAUUUGUGUACCCAAUAAUGUAUUAUUGGAGGAGGAUAAAUGCCAGGCAGUUCAAUACAAUGAUGAAGAAUUUCAUAAUUUGGAAAGAAAGUUGGAAGAUCUUCAAAAUGAAGCCAAAAGGGUUACUAUAUUCAACGCAGCAUUGAAAGAAGAAUUGGAAGUGAUAGAACAAAUAAAGGAUUCUGAAGAUUUGGCAAAAGAAUUAUGCUGCAUAGUGGAUAAAAGCUUAAGUACUAAGAAAUUGAGUAAUAAAACUUUACGUGCGAUAGAAAAAUAUAAAGGUCUUAAAGAAUCCAUUGAUUCGCUUAAACAGCAAAUCGACAAAGACAAUUUUAAUCCCAGAUUAAAUGACAAUGAAUUAGAGGAUAUCAUUAUUCGUGAUGAUUAGUAUUUAUUAAUUUUUUAAUCAUAUAAAUUAGAUGUUUUAUAUAUUAAUAGAUUGUUCGUGAUAGGUUAAUUGUGCAUUGUUUUUAACAAUUCGACUGCCAUUACGAAAUGACAAUUUUGUAAAUAUUGUAUAAUAUCGGUAUAAUUAUUUUUUUACCUUAUAAGAACAUAUUUAAAGAUGUAGUAUAAAAUGGAAUCUGUUUCUGUAAAUAUCAAAAACUAAAAACUUAAUUUAAUUUUACAAAAUAAGUUUGAUCGAUGUUAUCUAUGUAAAAU
Ceratosolen solmsi marchali is the source of this 1219-nucleotide messenger RNA. Its product is annotated as protein MIS12 homolog. Bases 267 to 944 code for a protein of 225 amino acids. The transcript is spliced from 4 exons. The record is from RefSeq and is a predicted model, not a curated record. NCBI's taxonomy places the organism in Eukaryota, Metazoa, Arthropoda, Insecta, Hymenoptera, Agaonidae.